This is a messenger RNA of Phycodurus eques (leafy seadragon), 864 nucleotides long. Its product is annotated as E3 ubiquitin-protein ligase TRIM35-like. The record is from RefSeq and is a predicted model, not a curated record. Lineage: Eukaryota; Metazoa; Chordata; Actinopteri; Syngnathiformes; Syngnathidae.
AUGCACAUGGAGCAAGGCUGUGGAGUAUUAGACGGCGCCAAAACCGGUCUGCCGGCGUUCCAUGAGCUGACUAGCAGCACAACUAGACACAACUGCAGUGAACAAGCAAAGUUCAUCAAAGUCCAGAGGGACCUGGUUGAAAGCAAAAUUAAGAAAAUAUUCGAGGCGUUUCGUCACUUUCUGCAGGUUGAGGAGGAGGCCAGAUUGUCUGCUUUGAGAGAGGAAGAGAACAAGAAGAGUCAGAUGAAGAAGAAGAUAGAAGCUCUCAGCAGAAACAUGGCCGCUCUCUCAGACUUGAUCAGAACCACAGAGAAGCAGCCGGCAUCUGAUCCCAUUUCCUUCAUGAAGAACUUCCAAACUGCAAUGACCGCAAUCCAACUUCUGCCCGACAAGCCCGAGCUGCUCCCAGGAGCUCUGCUGGAUGAAGCCAAACACGUGGGCAACUUCGAGUUCAUCGUGUGGGAACGGAUGAAGGAGAUGGUGUCCUACAGUCCCGUGAUUCUGGAACCGAACACGGCCAAUCAAGAACUCAGUCUGUCUGAAGAGAUGACCAGUGUGAGUUUUAAAGUUGGGGAGCAGCGUCCGAAAAACCCAGAGAGGAUUCUAACUGGAACGUUCGGUUCUGCUUUGGGCUCAGGAACACACAUCUGGGAUGUUGAGGUGGGCGACAACAAAGAGUGGGAAGUGGGGGUGCUGGGGGAGUCUUUUGGGGGACCGUUGGAGGGCAGUGUCCAAAGAAUCCAGAGAGGAUUCUGGACUGGAACCUUGUGCUUGGUUCUGCUCUGGACUCAGGAACACACAUCUGAGAUGUUGCGGUGGGAGACAGCUCUGACUGGCUCCUCGGGCUGUCGAGUGGGGACCUAA